UUCUGUCUUCCCAGGGCAUCACGUGGAACGCGUUUCUCGCUCGUGGUUUAGUUACAUUCGACGUCGGUUAUGAAAUGAUCUGGAUCACAACAUCGCUUCCAUCAGCUGACGAUAUAUCACCUUGAGUGUAAUUCCGGCGUGAUUCUCGAUCGACCAAGAUACCAAGCGACAUCUGUCAGCUGCUGGCUGCGCUCCCACCACCGGUUGUGAGUCCAUCGUAACCACGUUCGAUUUAUGCGAACAGUGGCCGUCAUCUGUCGGAAGAUCCUCAAGAACCUAAUCCAGAUCUAACCGGGAUCGUCAGUAUUGGACCGAAACAACGCCCAAGGGAGCUAACUUCGUGGAAGUUAACAUCGUCGAAACGAACUUCGAGAAAGCUGACCGCAAAGGGCCACUUUGGAUCCUUCGUGAAAUCGGUGUGACCAUUUCUGAGUCUGGCUGUUGACCUCUAGUUUCCACUUGUUCAGAAGAUGAGAGUCUAUUUUCUGACUCUGCUGGCCCUGCUGGCCUGCUGUCACUUUGGCAACGGUCUUCGAAUAUUAGGCAUAUUCCCAUUGAACGGACGAAGUCACUUCGUGAUGGCUAGUAGACUGAUGGAAGAAUUGGCGGAACGUGGCCAUCAAGUGGACGUGGUCUCCCAUUUCCCCAGAAAGACACCAAUGCCGAAUUACAAGGAUCUAUCGAUCGCCGGCAGCCUGCCGCAGGUGGUGAACAACAUGGACGCGAAGAAUGUCAGCCAGUUCAACAAGAUGAACUUCGAGAAUAUAGUCCAAGUGGCUGGCAUAAGCCUUUGCAACCUGCUCAGCCACAAGACGCUACAGGAUCUUAUCAACAAUCCACCGAAGGACCCACCGUACGAUGUGAUUGUAGUCGAGGUAUUCCUAUCGCCGUGCUAUCUCGCGUUCGGCGAACAUCUAAAAGUCCCCGUGGUCGCGAUGAUGACCUCGUCAUUCUUCGACUGGCUGGAGGACGUGACGGGAAAUCCGCAUAAUCCUUCUUUCAUGCCGGGCUUAUUCAGCCCGUACGGCCAGCGAAUGACCUUCCGGGAGAGGCUGAUGAAUACCAUGUUGACGACGUACGUCACGAUGAAGAUAAACAGUCUCAUGCAGCCUAUGUCUGAGACCGUUAAGGAACACUUCGGGACCGACAGCAGCAUCAACGAAAUAUACAAAACUAUGUCGACCGUGCUGGUCAACUCGCAUCACAGUCUGAACGGCAUACGACCUCAUACCACCUCGGUCUUCGAGGUCGGCGGUCUCCACAUCAAUGACAAAACGACCGAAUCCCUUUCACCGGAAGUGAAGAAAUGGCUGGACGAAAGCACGCACGGUUGCAUAUAUUUUACGUUCGGAUCGAUGGUGAGGAUUGAAUCAUUUCCGAAAGAAACCCUGGACGUGUUUUACACGGUUUUCGAACGAAUCGCGCCGGUUCGAGUGCUGAUGAAGGUCGCGAAAAAAGAAGAUCUGCCCCCGGGACUGCCGAAGAACGUCAUGAUUCAAUCUUGGUUCUCUCAAGUGGCUGUUUUUAAACACAAAAACGUGAAAGCAUUCAUCUCUCACGGCGGUCUAAUGAGUCUCCAAGAAGCGACCUACUACGGAAUCCCGAUAAUCGGUAUCCCUAUGUUCGGUGAUCAGCACAACAAUAUGAGGAACGCCGACAGCUUACACAUAGCUGUGAAUCUCGUAUCCAUGCAGAACGUCACAGUGGAAACGCUGUCGUACGCGAUCGACAAGGUCCUCCACGACGAAACGUAUCGAACUAGCAUGAAGAAAACCUCAGAGCUGUUCAAGGACAGACCGAUAAAACCUAUAGACCUGGCGGUUUACGUGGUCGAGUACACCGCGAGGCACGGAAAUGUCCUCCAGUCGCCCGUCAUCGAACUGAACUGGUGGCAGAGGAAUCUACUAGAUGUUUACGGGUUCCUGUUAGCCUGCGUGGUCUCUGUUCUCGCCGUUCUUGUUCUCGUUCUUCGGAAGCUAACGAAACUUGUGUUCGGCUGUAACUCAUGCACAAGGAAGAAGAAGACUAAGGCCUCCGAGUCGAAGAAACAGAAAUGAAGUUGAGCCUCCAUGUGCGCGCAAGUGUAUGGUCUGGGGGACCGGGUUUGGGAGCAAUUUUAGUGAAAUAUGACCAACAAACAAGGAUUUUGUCUCGAAAGGGAAGUACACGAUCCAAUCAGACAUAUUUUUCUUCGAUAUUCGCUGAUGGCACAACGUAAUAUUAUAAUUAGACCGCGGAUUUUUGGACAAAUUUGACAUUUAAUAAAGUUAUUCGUAAGUAUACUG
This is a messenger RNA of Dufourea novaeangliae, 2285 nucleotides long. Its product is annotated as UDP-glucuronosyltransferase 2A3-like. Gene Ontology annotation, molecular function: UDP-glycosyltransferase activity. The record is from RefSeq and is a predicted model, not a curated record. The coding region runs from base 471 to 2057 and encodes 528 amino acids. NCBI's taxonomy places the organism in Eukaryota, Metazoa, Arthropoda, Insecta, Hymenoptera, Halictidae. The transcript is spliced from 6 exons.